AUGGCAAAACUGAUGCAGCACCUGAAACGCACUCAUCUGCAGCCACGGCGUUGUCCUCGAUGCCAGUUGGAGACGAAGACACAGAGAGAUCUCGCUGCACAUCUUCGCAACGCCGCCCGCUGUGAACUACGCCCGGCACCGAAAGACGAUCGCCUUACCCAGGAGCGAUGGGAAGAGAUCACCACAAAGAGACCCUCUGAUUACCAUUUGAAGACCGUCGAAGAAAAGUGGACUCUCUUAUAUCGGGCACUAUUCCCUGAUGAUGAGCGCGCACCCUCCCCUUAUGACAAGCCAGUGAUGUUUCACCGGCUGGAGCCCUUUCUCAUCGAGGCAUUCAAAGACGAAUUGUCCAAGAGACUAGAUUGUCCGCUCAAAGUCGCCAUAGCAGAGAUUGAAGAUAUGGUUCCAGCAAUCAUUCAACAAUGCAAAUCUAGGAUGUGUGGCUCUACGGAAACCUCACCGAACGGUCCACUCCUGCAGUCCAGCCUAACUCAGCGCGCAAGGCCUUUCCAGUCCGUGGCCCGGGCUAAUCCGCACACAAGCGCCUCCCACCCGGAUAAUGAUACCUUAUUGUCGACAUCUGCGAGCUUUUCUUUACAAGCUGCGGCAAGCUCAGUGUCCACUCUCUCUGCUUAUGGCACGGGGAACAGCGGCCAACUUUCCAACGAGGCGGGAGAUUCAGAGAGCAACCGUUAUACCAAAUCGGCCGUCACAGAGCCCCACGAGAUCGAUGAGGUUGACCGAAUCACCGGAAAUGAGCAAAAUGAACAAUGGUAUUCUUCGAAGUCAUUCGAAACCCAUGCUUCCAGCUCGCAAUCGCUUCGUGAGAAGGGGAAAGAAAAGCAGCAAGCACUCCUCGAGAAUCUAUUCUCUUCAAGAAGUCGAGCAGAUACGGUCACACUAUCCGAUGUCAACGACCCCGACAACAAAACCUCGAGUAUAUGUCACCCAGUAUGUCACAGUCAGCGAGCAGGCAAUCAGGAAUCAUAUCACCAUCAUCCGCAGGAAGAAGCGACGGUACCAAUCCGUACGAGCUCUUGGAACGAUCCCAUGAUCAGUGCUACACCAUGGACCUUGAACCCGACCUCCACGUCUCCGAAACUACCUGACAAUACGCUUUUUUGGUCUAAUGUUGCAGAGAAGGAGCUAUUCGCCGAUUUUGACGCCCAGGAGUGGUUCCACAAUAUCUAUACCUCAUGA
Trematosphaeria pertusa is the source of this 1200-nucleotide messenger RNA. RefSeq lists its product as uncharacterized. The transcript is spliced from 3 exons. The coding region runs from base 1 to 1200 and encodes 399 amino acids. The record is from RefSeq and is a predicted model, not a curated record. Lineage: Eukaryota; Fungi; Ascomycota; Dothideomycetes; Pleosporales; Trematosphaeriaceae.